UUAAACUCAUAAUUUCCAGAAUCCUGGAGGUCAAAGAUGUUGUGGUAGCCUACGUGUGGAUGUUUAUGAAUCAUUCUCGGAUGUGGGAGGGGUCCUUCUGGUAAAUCAUUCCUGUGAGCAGCGCGGCGUCAGCGCAGCCACCAGGAGCUGUAAUUUCUGCGCAGCUCUGCGCUUGUAGCAAGAAAACAACAUCAACAACAAAAGAGCAUCACUGCCUUCCUUGCCCUCAGCCAGCCUCCACCCCUCUGUCAUUUUAUUUUUACGUUUUUCAGCGUCACAUCCCCCCUGGCUGGAGGAAUGUAGAGACGGAGUGCUUUAAAAAUAGCAUCCUCUCCUCUGACAGCGCUGCUCCGGAGCCUCCGCAGCACUGUGCUGCGAGAAGCAGGAAUGCGAAGAUGGCUGCAGACCUAGGAGAGCUGCUGGUCCCUUACAUGCCCACCAUCAGAGUCCCCAGAACAGGAGACAGGGUUUUCAAGAGCGAGUGUGCCUUUUCUUUCGACUCUCCCGAGUCUGAGGGAGGUCUGUAUGUGUGUUUGAACACAUUCCUGGGCUUUGGACGAGAACAUGUGGAGAGACAUUAUCGCAAGACAGGACAGAGUGUUUACAUGCACCUCAAACGACAUGUCAAAGAGAAAGCCACAGGAGCUGCAGGAGGCGCCAUCCCCAGACGGAGAAAUGGAAAAGUUUUCUUAGAUUUAGAGCUAAACCGUGAUUUUAACGGGGAGGACUAUGAAUAUGAGGAUGAGGCCAAGCUCGUCAUUUUUCCAGACCACUUCGAGAUCCCUUUGCCAAAUAUUGAGGAGCUGCCGGCUCUGGUGACCAUUUCCUGUGAUGCAGUUCUCAAUGCACCAUCAGCUUACAAGAAACAGGAGCCUGAGUCUUGGGAGGAGGAGCUCCAGGUCUCCAGACAUGCCAGAAGCCUCAGACAGCUGGAUAAUGGGGUCCGGAUUCCACCCAGUGGCUGGAAGUGCCAGAAAUGCGAGAUGAGAGAAAACCUGUGGCUGAACUUGACAGAUGGAGCGGUGUUUUGCGGGAAGUGGUUCUUUGAUGGGAGUGGGGGUAAUGGCCAUGCUCUGGAACACUACAGAGAAACCAACCACCCCCUGGCUGUUAAACUGGACACCGUCACCCCAGAUGGAGCAGAUAUCUACUCAUUUGAGGAGGAAGAAGCUGUAUUGGACCCCCAUAUAUCAGAGCACUUGUCACACUUUGGAAUAGACAUGCUACAGAUGCAGAAAAGAACAGAGAAUGGGCACCACACAGACAAUAACUCCCGGCCACGGGUCAGUGAAUGGGAGGUGAUCCAGGAGUCGGGUAUGAAGCUGAAGGUGGUGUAUGGUUCUGGUUACACCGGCAUUAAAAACCUGGGCAAUAGCUGCUACCUCAGCACAGUAAUGCAGGUCCUGUUCAGCAUCCCAGAUUUCCAGAGGAUGUAUGUGGGUAAUCUUCAGAGGAUAUUUGACUAUUCACCACUUGACCCCACCCAGGACUUUGCCACACAGAUGGCUAAACUGGGACAUGGGCUGCUCUCAGGCCAGUACUCCAAACCACCCAUGAAAUCUGAGCUCAUUGAACAGGUGAUGAAAGAAGAACACAAGGUAUUAAACGGGGAUAAAUUGCAUGAUGGUCAUUGCCUCCAGACAAGAAGUACUGCAGGACUGAAAACCCAGCCAAAACAGCAGCAGCAGAAGGGCGUCUCUCCUCGGAUGUUGAAGGCCUUGGUCAGCAGGGGACACCCAGAGUUUUCCUCCAACAGACAACAAGAUGCUCAUGAGUUCCUCCUGCACAUGAUUAACCUGGUGGAGAGGAACAGCGCAGGGUCAGAGAACCCGAGCGACGUCUUCCGCUUCCUGGUGGAGGAGCGGGUUCAGUGCUGUCAGACUCGCCGGGUUCGUUACACUCAGCGGGUGGAUUACUGCAUCCAGCUGCCAGCUCCCAUCGAAGCGGCCACUAAUCGAGAGGAGCUGCUGGCAUAUGAUGUCAAGCGGCAAGAAGCUGAGGAGAACAUGCGGGCUCCUCCUGAACCGGUGAGAGCCCGGAUCCCUUUCACUGCUUGUCUUCAGGCCUUUACAGAGCCAGAAAAUGUCCCUGACUUCUGGAGCUCAGCACUGCAAGCCAAGUCUGCUGGAGUUAAAACUUCUCGUUUUGCCUCCUUCCCGGAGUAUAUGAUCUUGCAGAUAAAGAAAUUCACAUUUGGUGUUGACUGGGUACCGAAGAAGCUGGACUUGGCCAUAGAUGUUCCGGACUUUCUGGAUCUAAGUCGGCUCCGAGCAACAGGGCUGCAGCCGGGCGAAGAGGAGCUGCCAGAUCUAAUGCCCCCCAUUGUGUUGCCUGAAGACACCAGAGAUAACUCCAUGAGUUCCACAGACUCUCCAGAGAUAGACGAGGCAGCGGUUAUGCAGCUGGCAGAGAUGGGUUUUCCACUGGAGGCCUGCAGGAAGGCAGUGUACUACACAGGCAACAUGGGUCCUGAGAUGGCCUUCAACUGGAUCAUAGCCCACAUGGAGGAGCCUGACUUUGCAGAACCGCUUACUCUGCCUUCCAUGAUGGAUCCUGGUCUCUCCACCUCUGACAGCCCCAUGGGUACCACUCCACUGGACAACUCGCCCCCUGAGGAGAGCAUUGCCAUUCUCACAUCGAUGGGCUUCCCCCGCACUCACACUAUCCGUGCUCUCAAAGCCACGAACAAUAACCUUGAGCGAGCACUUGACUGGAUCUUCAGCCACCCAGAGGAGGAGGAGAGCGAUGCCCUUUCAGACAUGGCUGACACGGAGCCAAAUGACAACGCCUUUUCCAACACCAACUCGCACAGCGAUUCAACACUGUCUCCAGACAGAGACACGCCAGGUCCACGAGUCAAAGACGGACCAGGACGUUAUGAGCUCUUUGCCUUCAUCAGCCACAUGGGAGCAUCCACCAUGUCUGGACAUUAUGUUUGUCACAUCAAAAAGGAGGGAAGGUGGGUGAUUUACAACGACCAUAAAGUGUGCUUGUCAGAAAGACCUCCGAAGGACUUGGGCUACAUCUACUUUUACCAUCGACUGUCUAGCAGUUAAAGUUACUGUCCCCCUCCUCCCUGCAAUCUUUAAAUAACCAGUCUUUCACCUAGAAGACUGACAGACAUCUGUAACAACAGUGGAAAUGAUGGAAACCUCGCAGACCAGCUGUUCGCCUUAUUGUGACGCCAUUCAGGAGCAACUAGGAUUACUGGUAUAAAAAGGGAGAGCAAUGUGCUUUUUGUGCAUUUGUUGUGUUUAUGCUUUAAAUGUUUAUGUAAAAAAAAAAAGGCAAACUUGUUGGUGUAAGUAAGGAGGGAUUUGUGCAAUUUCUACUUCUGGACUGCUCUGUACACAAAGUGAUAUCACAUAUCAAAUCUGGUUUUUCCUCCUUUUUGCCUUCAGCUACGUUCAAAGUGCUACAUUUUAUAAAUGUAAACUGAGAUGGCGAUGCUUCACUGCCAGCUCUGAACUGCAACAACAGACAAGAUUUACGAUGCUGCUGGUGGCUUUUUUCCUUUUUUUAUUUUGAAUUACAAUGAAUGUUUUUCAUUGUGCGGUGGCUGAAUGAUAAAAAGAAUGAAAACGUUUCGUUUUGUAACCAAAAAAUCCAACAACAGACUGUGUUUAAAGGGACAUUGUGUAACAUUUUCUGUUGUUUACUGGCCAAAAUCGAUGUCUGCAUGCAUGUGUUGCCAUUGGUGUAUUAUGACCUCUGCUAAUGAUCUAACACAUUCUUGUAAGCAAAGAAUUUUAGAUUUGUUCAUACAUAUGACAGAUAAGCUGGUAGGAAAGUGCCAUGAUGGUCUGCCAUCUUGAAACUACAGCCGCUGCGAACCAGCGCACAGUGAUUGAGAUGUGGGAGAAGAAGAUAAACGAGAGUGGCUUACUACCCCAGCGAGUUGGAAAAUCUGUUAAAUUGUUAUUGACAAAAACGCAGGACCAUGCAUAUGCAACAGCAGCAGCAUGGGAGCUGUUUUCACUAUCGCCAAGAAAUCAAAAAGGGGACUUAAAAGGCAGCGUGACCAGACGAUACAAAAAAACGAGGAUUAACAUCAUGCUAGCCUGCCCCAAGUGGAAGGAGCUCAAGAAGGAGAAAGAUUUUAAAAGGGAUACUGAAGUUGCCAACUUUCUCCUUGGCAUGUAAGUCAACGGUACUGCCUAAGUUAGCCUAGCUAACUUUUUUUCAUUCGGUUUGGUUUAACACUGUUGCUUGUUACCAUGAGCAGCAUAACAGUAGUUUCUGCUAAAAUACACCACACUUGUUAGUACAGAAGUGUAAGUUUACGUGGUUUCAGUCGCUUUCAUAGUCACGGUAAGCACUAGCUUUCAGUCGCAGUAAAGCUGGACUAAAAGCCGGUGGGAAGGCUUUAUAAGCCUGCUUUUACUGUGACAAAAAGCCAGUGUUGUAUCGUGACCAGUUUCCCCAUCGAGAUCUGUUCCCCCUUUGAGAACCGUUCUUUCUUCUAAACACAGAGGAACAAUAUCUGACAAUUUGAUGGGAUGUGCUUUUUAAUAUUUAUGAAAUCACAAACCUCUUCACCUGAUUGAACACUCCAUGAACUAUCGGAUGAGAUGCUUUCAUCGGUGUUGUCGAGGCUUUCUGAAACACAGUGGCUACCACUUGUUGCGAUAUGGUAUUUGAGAAAAUGAGGCGUUAGAAUGCACUAUGUGUUAGAAUGGGAUACACAUUUCCAACGUUAGAUGGAAGUAAUUCUUACACAAUGUCCCUUUAAGUUUGGGGAUGAAGGAAAGAACCAGAGGGUUACAAAUGGGUGUUGAAUAUUUCUGGCUAAAUGUCUCAAUACAGCCCAAGGUUUACUCAGAGAAUACUCCCCAAUACACUGGCUGAGUUGUGAAGUUAUUAAUUUUCCAAAGCACUUUUUGACUUUAACAAGUUCAUAUUCUGCACCUGGUGCUGUAAAAGUGGACUCUUAACAUAUAGAUUACACACUACAAUCAAAUGAAUGUGACACCUUUCAUUAAAUUUAAUUACUUUUAAAGCAGUUAAUCCUCUUACAGUAUUGCAUUUGGUUAAUAUGGGCUUUGAUUGAUGAUUUUUAUAUCAGUAAUGUACAUGUAAGGUAAAUAUAAGUUCUCAACGCUGCAAUGCAACUUUUUCUUUUCAUUAUUUCUUGCCCAAAUUGCAAACUAUUUGCAUUCUAGGCAUAGCAAAGUCAAGUCAAACCAACUUUAUUUAUUAAGCACUUUACAACAACAGCUACUGAACAAAGUGCUGAACAUACUUUGCCCCAGCUGCACCUGCUGCAGUUUGCUUACUUUAUCACUCUUGACAGAUUCAGACUGUGACCCAAAAGGUAAAAUAAAUGUUUUCUUUGACUUGUUGCCAAUUUUCGGGUCAGUUGGUCCGUUUAUGCAUCUCAACAUUAACCAUAUCUGGAGCAAUAUGCAUUACAUCCAAGUACAUUCUUGAACUAACAGUAUGAUAAUAGCUGCAAAGAAACCUGCAUCUCCUCUACAAUGAAUGUGCUAAUGGAUCUGAUGCAGUGUUGAAUGUAUAACUUUAUGGUGCUCACUGUAAUCUGAACCUCUCUCCAGCUUUAGUAAUAGUAAUAAUAAUAAUAAAAACCCCACCAGGAACAUCACAAAUGGCCUUUUUCUGUUUAGUCAUCUUAACCCCGUGCUGGAAUUAUCCUCCGCUUCCAUACCAUGACAGUAUGUCCAGAACAGUUUUAUUUGCCAGAUGAUCUUGAAUUGAAUGCCUGUGUAUGUUUUUCUUAAAAAAAUGUAUGAACAUAUAACUGGAAAUUGGUGACUGGAAUAUAAAUAUAUGAUUAAGAGCCAGAACUUCAUCUAAAGUCAUGAGUAUUUCCUUGAUUAAUAUCUUUACAAAGAAGAUAACAUUAAGAUAAAUAUCUACUGAAUAAAUUCUCAUUUCUGCAUUGCUCCCCUUUAACAACUAUGUGCCUGAACCUCCCUGAGCAAAUCUUCACUUCACACAAAUCUCAACCUCUUAAUAAACUGCUGCAGAGUUUGUCUAUGCAGUGGGGAAUACUGUACUGAAUGUUUCUAUGCAAGUGUUGUUUCUGCUCCUCAAGAUCAGCAGAUAAAUGAUUAGAUCUUCGUCUUGCUUAACGAUUGUUAGUCAUAUGUGUCCAGAUAUUCUGUGCAAUGUCUUUUAUAUCUUAGCACCUUUAUAGUUCCUCUCUUCCUCCUUGUUCUAGUAUUGUCUUUUGUAUUUUUUCGUCUUGUCAUUAUGGCUUUCCCUUCAGGUUGGUCUCUUCCACUCUUCUUCAACAAUAAUAUUUCAAUUUGUCAUAAAAAAAAAGCCGUUUUAUUGUCAGCAUGUGCACUCAACAUCGACAUUUAGACAUUUGGAUUGUAGAAUUGUACUUAAGUGAGUUUUAUUCUCUUUUGUUUCAUUUAACUAAAUGUCAAAAAUGUACUUAUUUUUACUCUGCUGCCUUUUUGCAAACAAAUUUGUGCCAUUUCAUCAAUUUUCAUUAGUUGUCUUUGAGGGAGUAUUUUAAGUUAACUUUUGUAAUGUAGACAUUUAUCCAAUUACGACUUCAGUGUACGUGAAUAGUCAGGGCAGUGCAACUGUUUACUUUACAAUGUUUGAAUAAUUUAAUAAACUACACCUUUGUUGA
Molecule: messenger RNA, 6607 nt
Organism: Melanotaenia boesemani (Boeseman's rainbowfish)
Lineage: Eukaryota; Metazoa; Chordata; Actinopteri; Atheriniformes; Melanotaeniidae
Gene: usp13
Product: ubiquitin specific peptidase 13
Exons: 22
Coding region: 396-3056 (886 amino acids)
Biological process (GO): protein deubiquitination
Molecular function (GO): protein binding; cysteine-type deubiquitinase activity; zinc ion binding
Source: RefSeq, a predicted model, not a curated record